AUGAAUUGGAAAUAUAUUAUCCUAUACUGUAUUACUAUCCAAGUAUGCAUUGUAUUACGCAGUUCAGAUGGCAAUUGUCAGAGUGCGAAUGAGAUGUGUUCACGAUUUUAUAAGGAUAAAAAACCAUGUUGUUGGCCAUUAAAAUGUCAGUUAAAGGAUGAAUGGACAGGAAUCUGUGUAAGAUGUAUUCAGGCUGAUCAAUUAUGUGUUGAUAAUCAUGAAUGCUGUUCAAAACGAUGCGUAAAUUAUUUAUGUGCUAGUGGCGAGUGA
Molecule: messenger RNA, 270 nt
Organism: Trichobilharzia regenti
Lineage: Eukaryota; Metazoa; Platyhelminthes; Trematoda; Strigeidida; Schistosomatidae
Source: the annotation of a GenBank genome assembly